This is a messenger RNA of Penicillium odoratum, 771 nucleotides long. RefSeq names its product copper acquisition factor BIM1-like domain-containing protein. The record is from RefSeq and is a predicted model, not a curated record. Lineage: Eukaryota; Fungi; Ascomycota; Eurotiomycetes; Eurotiales; Aspergillaceae. The transcript has 2 exons. Bases 1 to 771 code for a protein of 256 amino acids.
AUGGCUCGACUCUCAACAUCUCCAUGGGCUUCCCUUCUACUACUGCUUUGCGUGGGCCUCGCAAAUGCUCACACUGUCAUCACAUACCCCGGAUACCGAGGAAACAACCUUCACACCAAUGGCACUGUCGCUGAGGCUAACGGGCUGGGCGUUGCUUACGAGAACGGUUCAUACAUCUACCCCUAUGGCAUGGAGUGGAUCUAUCCUUGCGGCGGUAUGCCCCGCUCGACCAACCGCACCAAGUGGCCCAUCCUGGGAGGCGCUGUUGCCGUCCAGCCUGGCUGGUUCCCUGGCCACCAGACCGCCUUGAUCUAUGUGAACAUGGGUCUUGGUACGAUCCCCGAGAAUAUGAGCCAUCCUGUCGUCUCUCCCUUCCAGAUUACCGGCCCAACCAACAACCCUUACCCGGGUACAUUCUGUUUGCCGCAGGUUCCCUUACCCGCGAACAUCAGCGCCAAGGUCGGCGACAAUGCCACUAUACAAGUUGUUGAGGUUGCAAAGCACGGUGCUGCACUAUUCAAUGUUUGUCCUUCUUGUCCACGUCGGUUUUUCUAUACUAACGCAUUGCAGUGUGUGGAUAUUACCUUUGCAGAGGUCCAUGACGCUGAGAUCGAAUCCGUCACUCGUGAAAACUGCUUCAAUUCUUCCGACAUCUCAUUCCAGUACAUGUACACUACGGGUGGAAUCAACGCGGCCGCAGGCCUGAAGCCUCAUGCACUGCUUGCCCUUGGACCGCUCCUGCUGGCGGCUCUCUUGGGCAGCUUUGUGUAG